CGUCCCGAGACCCAGGGUUCGGACUUGGAGCCUCCGAGCGCCUCGGGCCUCGGAGCAGCGCUCAGACCUUUGCCGCCCGGCUUUCAGAACUCGUUUCCCCAGGAUCGCCACUACGGGAGCAGCAAUGGGUACCCGCGAAUACCCCACCUCUCCUCCGCCGGACAGCACCUCUACAGCCCGGACAGCACCUCUACAGCCCCGCGCCGCCCCUCUCCCACACUGGAGUCGCCGAAUACCAGCCGCCACCCUACUUUCCCCCUCCCUACCAGCAGCUGGCCUACUCGCAGUCGGCCGACCCCUACUCGCACCUGGGGGAAGCGUACGCCGCCGCCAUCAACCCCCUGCACCAGCCGGCGCCCACCGGCAGCCAGCAGCAGGCCUGGCCCGGCCGCCAGAGCCAGGAGGGAGCGGGGCUGCCCUCGCACCACGGGCGCCUGGCCGGCCUGCUGCCCCACCUCUCUGGGCUGGAGGCGGGUGCGGUGAGCGCCCGCAGGGAUGCCUACCGCCGCUCCGACCUGCUGCUGCCCCAUGCGCACGCCCUGGAUGCUGCGGGCCUGGCCGAAAACCUGGGGCUCCACGACAUGGCCCACCAGAUGGACGAUGUGCAGAAUGUUGAUGACCAGCACCUGUUGUUGCACGAUCAGUCAGUCAUUCGCAAAGGUCCCAUUUCCAUGACCAAGAACCCUCUGAACCUCCCCUGUCAGAAGGAGCUGGUAGGGGCCGUCAUGAACCCCACUGAGGUCUUCUGCUCAGUCCCUGGAAGAUUGUCUCUCCUCAGCUCUACUUCUAAAUACAAAAUGACAGUGGCUGAAGUGCAGAGGCGAUUGUCCCCGCCUGAAUGCUUAAAUGCCUCAUUACUGGGAGGUGUUCUCAGAAGAGCCAAAUCAAAAAAUGGGGGCCGGUCCUUGCGGGAGAAGUUGGACAAGAUUGGGUUGAAUCUUCCAGCCGGGAGACGGAAAGCUGCUCAUGUAACUCUCCUGACAUCCUUAGUAGAAGGGGAAGCCGUUCAUCUGGCUAGGGACUUUGCCUACGUCUGUGAAGCCGAGUUUCCCAGUAAACCAGUGGCAGAAUAUUUAACCAGGCCUCAUCUGGGAGGACGAAAUGAGAUGGCGACUAGGAAGAACAUGCUCCUGGCGGCCCAGCAAGUGUGUAAAGAAUUCACGGAACUUCUCAACCGAGACCAGACACCCAAUGGGACCAGCAGGUCCUCCGCCCCAGUCUUGGAGACGAACAUACAGAACUGCUUGUCUCAUUUCAGCCUGAUUACCCACGGGUUUGGCAGCCAGGCCAUCUGUGCCGCGGUGUCUGCCCUGCAGAACUACAUCAAAGAAGCCCUGAUUGUCAUAGACAAAUCCUACAUGAACCCCAGAGACCAGAGUCCAGCUGAUUCUAACAAAACCCUGGAGAAAAUGGAGAAACACAGGAAAUAAAAGUGGGAUGAACAGAGCUUCGGAGAGUCGGGAAGGAACAGGGCUGCAAGAAUCCUUCUCCACCGCACAGACUGAGAACCCUCUUGGCCUGGGGGAAGUUUGUUACCUACCUUACUAUUUAAAGGGCCUCCACUGGUUCCGGAUCGGCAGCAAUCACCUCCGCUCCUGGAUUCCUUAGUUGUUUCUCUAGCGCUGAGCUAUCUCCUCACUUUGGACCUAUUAUCCGAAGGUGACAAGUACUGGCUCUUUAUUCAUUAAGCUUUUAUUUUUUUUGAACCCCAUUCUUUCCUUCUCUCUGAAAGUGGUGCUACAAGUUUUAGAAUCUUUUAAAUACAUUGCCUGGGCUAACAGACCCACACACUUAGCCAUUGAAAUGUCAGAUUGAUGUGCUCUAGAUCAACAGAUCAACAAUACCUUUUUUUUUUCAGUGUUAAGGUAAUGGCUGGUUUUUGUGUCUGCUAAAUAUUUACCUUGAAAAAAAGAAAAGUGUGUAUCUAGCUUCUUCGGAGAUCAAGUCCUCUGGUAGGAGGCAAAGGGUCUAUCUGCUUAGCAACUGAUUAAUAGGUGGUAUUUGACACACUCUAAACCCCGUGUUCAAAGGGGGCCUUCUGGUUUUAGGAAACUUGUAGAAACCAAGCCUGCUGAAGAUUUUUCCCCUGUCCUUUUUUUUUUUAUUAUUUAAAAAAAAAAAAAAAAAAAAAAA
Messenger RNA from Saimiri boliviensis boliviensis (Bolivian squirrel monkey), 2133 nucleotides. Lineage: Eukaryota; Metazoa; Chordata; Mammalia; Primates; Cebidae. The record is from RefSeq and is a predicted model, not a curated record.